AUGGCGCAUGAUGGUACAAUAACGUCGAGCUUCCAGAAUCCAGCUCCAGUGCAGCUUGGUGCUGUGCCCCCCACAGGAAAAGCCCAUCGCCCUAUGGGGGCUCGGGUGUCAGAAGAACGUCAACAAAGCCUCCCAGAUGAAGCAUAUGAAAGGCUAGUUUUUACUGAUCCUGUGAUUUUCAAGUCUCUUGAGGAAGAUCCAUCGACUAUUCUAGCAGAAAAGCGCUGCGCUCUGGUUGGAUUCGAAAUCUAUAUCGUCGAACAGUGGGCGUGCUCAAGAGCCCAUCCGACAUUUGUUAUCAAUACCUACACCGGUGACACCUCUCACUCUGCGAUUGCUAGUGUCCUUAAAGUUCCUAAAGAUGAACAGUUCUGGUCUCCAAAAUUGAAAAUUUACUUCGAAGCUAUCGCCAAAUGCUACUCCAGAAGGCGAGAGACACCACUAGGAAUAUUGAUGGUCACAAACCUUAGCAGUUUUCCUUCUUCAUUGACUGUUAUAGAUGUUCCAGAAGGGGACGUAAGGAAAUAUCGCGAGGAAUUUGUCGUGAAUGAAGACCUAAAACGCCUUGGCUGCUCUGGUAGGGCUGGUUUGAAUUUGAAGCCACCAGCUCCUGCGACAGAAGCAAAAUUCUAUCAACUCUACCGAAUAACCGAAAGAGUACCUCUUUUUAAUGCUGUGAUAAAUCUGGUUAAACUAUGUCAACUGUCGUUGAAUGUAUUCGGUAAGCUGGCAUUAGAGUACGUCGAUGGCCUGCUUUGUGAUGAGACAGAACGAGCAAUCAAUGACUGGUGGGCGGAUAUCGGAACAGAACUUUACAAUGUUGAACCGAGCGAUGGGAUACUUGGGCCGACAACUGUCGCAGCGUUACUGGGAACUUUGAUUGGCGCAAGAAACCGCCUUCAUGCAUGGGGAGCACCAGUCGCCAAGGAUCCCUUUGACAUCGAGGGUUUGAAAAGGGGAAUUGGGAGCUUUCAAAGGUCACAGAAGCUCGAAAAAACAAGGAGACUGGAUAGAAAAACGGUGGACAAGCUUCACCGAGUGACGGCUAAAGCUGCUAGUGGUGAAGGCUGGGCGGUUCCGAGAGCAGUAAAGUCUACAGUCGCAGAGUUGGGCGGAAAGGGAGGCGAGAUGGUUAUGGAAAUUGUUGGGGGCCGCGAUAGAGCGGGUAUUUCUGAGGUCGAAACCCUUGAUAUCGAUCGCUUUGUUCAGUUGGCCAGUGGCGAAAGAACCAAAUGGCUCUGGCAUGGAAAGCCAGGGAAAUCUCAAAUUGACCCAUUUCGAUAUGACGCUGGAGACGAUGAUAUAGGGUUUCCUAAAGACGUCUGGAUUGGUAAACGAAAGGACACCGGCAGCGGGCUUACAUCAGGGCGCCCUUCCCUCGAGACAGAACAGCCUUGGAAGCAUUUAGAAACCGCGCCAACAAUAGCCGAUAAUAGGGAACAACAGGUGAAGCAUUCUUUGAAGAAGUCAGUCAGUGUUAGAGUAUCAGAUGCGCGUGCAGGCCUUGGCCGAUUCAGAGAUGCCGUUGGGCUUCCUGCGCUCCGCUCUCAUCAUCGCAAGUCGUCCGAGGAUACCUUUGACGCCGAGGGUGAUUUACCUAGCCAGCAAACUUCAGAUUCGGAACGGCUGCGCCACGGAACGAAAACCAAAGUAGAAGGUACACAAUUGACGAUACAGGAAGCAUCGGAUUCUGGAAAUUCAGGAGUGGAAAGAGAAGCACCUGAGAUACUGCCGAAUCACCUAAUAAAUAUUCCAACUACUGAAUCCAGCCGCACCCAGGCUGACCUACAACAUCAAUCUUCGGCACCUAGUGAAAAAUCACAGGGUGCAUCUGUGCCAAGAGAAACGAGUAUCGAGGCCCAAAUGCCUCCCAGCGUGCCUGAUGUUGCUACUACGAAAUCAGACGGUAGCAACGAGCUGGUUGCAGUCACUCGUAUUCUCCGCCGGCCUCAGAGUUUUUCUUUUUUUCCUCCGGACACUCCAGCAUCGCAACGAUCCUCCCAGUCUUUGCGCCAUAUGUCUUUCAGCGCAAUUGAAGAGCCAAUGCUUUGCUGGAGUGACGUGGGCUUUUUGGAAUCUGCAGAUAUGAACUCAUCUGUGGUAAAUAAUAUAUUGUAUGAGGACCUGAAGACUGAGGAUGCGAGAACACUUUCAACUGGUAUUUUCGGCCUAGACACGAAUACAAGCGCCUGGGUAGAAGAAAAGGUCGAGGCUGUGGAAGCUGUUGAGAGCAAAGCACAGUCCCGUCUGAGCGAGCUAGAGUCAGUAUACCAAAGCAAAGAGUCAGAGAAGGAAGCGAUCCAAACGAGUUCCGCUGAUAUAAUAUCGAAAAACAGUGAGGAUUUGCUAGAGCGAUCUAAAAAACUGGAAACACUGGGAGCGAAACUAGAUUAUGAGGUGAAUGCUCUACAAUCAAGAGUUGAGGAGGUAGAAAAUGCCCUGGUUGACUACGAGCAUCAUGUUAACAGGCUUGAGAACCGAAUGCGGGAGUUAUCCGUAGAAGCAAAAAAGUCCAGUACUUGGGUAGAAUGGUGCCAGAGGUGUUUAAGUCGUCGUCCUUGGUGA
Ophidiomyces ophidiicola is the source of this 2565-nucleotide messenger RNA. RefSeq lists its product as uncharacterized. Lineage: Eukaryota; Fungi; Ascomycota; Eurotiomycetes; Onygenales; Onygenaceae. Bases 1 to 2565 code for a protein of 854 amino acids. The record is from RefSeq and is a predicted model, not a curated record. Gene Ontology annotation, cellular component: Sin3-type complex. The transcript has a single exon.